Messenger RNA from Batrachochytrium dendrobatidis JAM81, 1056 nucleotides. RefSeq lists its product as uncharacterized. The record is from RefSeq and is a predicted model, not a curated record. Lineage: Eukaryota; Fungi; Chytridiomycota; Chytridiomycetes; Rhizophydiales. The transcript has 2 exons. Bases 150 to 824 code for a protein of 224 amino acids.
AAAGUACAUUAAUCCAAGUUUAUUUCCUUCCCUCUACCCAUCCUUUUGAUAGAUAUUAAAUUUGCUCGAAAAUCGUUUUUAAGAUUUCGUAGUUACAUAUAUAUAUUCAAAUCAACUCUAUAUAGUAUAUUCAAAGUUUAGUUUCUAAAAUGAUUGGCUUCGCAUCACGUAAUUCUCUUGCCUGUGCCAUUGUUCUGACACUCCAAGCACAAGUCGGCCUUGUUCUAGCACAAUCUUCAUCUGGAGGAUAUGUUUCCCCAACCACCACAACUGUUGCCCCGACCACGACUACUGUAGCUGGAUACGUUUCCCCAACCACCACAACUGUCGCGCCGACCACGACUACUGUAGCUGGAUACGUUUCCCCAACCACCACAACUGUCGCGCCGACCACGACUACUGUAGCUGGAUAUGUUUCCCCAACCACGACGGUUCCCGCAAACACCACAACUACUGUAGGAGGAUACGUGUCGCCAACCACAGCGGUCGUCUCGAGUCCUUCACCAAUAGGCUAUGGAACUACCACUAUGAUUAUCCCAUCCAGCGCCACAAUGCCUGGUGGUUACGUGUCACCAACACCUCCAACGCCUACUGGUGGAUAUAACAGUCCUACUGUUAGCGUCACAGUGGUCAGCACACCGAUUAUCACUCCAAUGCCCACUCCUAGUGUUACACCUCAAGGAACUACACCUGGAGCAACCACCCCAGCCCCAACUAGUACUACCACUGCCCAUACUUCUAGCGCAGGUUUGUCUGGAAAUAGUCAACCUGUAUCCUUGAUGAUUGCACUAGCAAUCUUUACCACUCUCUUCACGCUAUUAUAAGUGCAUCGCUUGGAGUAGUUUGACUUGUAGUGAUUUAAACCAUUGGCUUUAGUUCCAUGCCAGAUUUUAACGUAGUUUAGUUUCCCUUCCUGACAGCCUUAACCGACUGUCACUUUCUCUUCUCAUAUAUUUUUAAGUGUUGAUAUUGGGUCCUGAUGUCCAUGUUUCUUUGGAAGCAUCUGCCCAAGGUUGGCCUUGGAGAAAGUUUAAAAAUAAAACCCAAUUCAAAUUC